AUGGUUCGGCUUGCCAUCUGUCAAAUAUAUUUUAUUCUAUUUUACUGCAUCCGUUUCUCCCUAUUUCUUUCACCUCCUCUUACUAAUUCCCACUUCAUUCAUUCAAUAUUAUUCACGUCUCUUCUCGCUGUUUUUUCUUUUUUUUUUUUUUUGAUAUUGUUUCUUUAUUUUCCUCUCACUUUUCCCCUUUUUUGUGAUAAUAUUUUUCUUCCUUUUUUCUGGCACUGUCUUCUUUUCUUUUCUUCUCUUCUCACUAUUUUCCCCUCUUUUUCUCAGUUUGUCGCUGUCCCUCUCACUGUUUUUCUCUCCUCCCACUGUUUCUUUUUUGAUAUUAUUUUGUCACUAUUCCUUUCUCUAUCUUUCACCAAACUCUUUCUCAUUGAUUUCACACGGUUUUUCUUUAACCUUUUUCAUUCUCUAACAAUUUAUCUUUCUUUGUACUUUCUAUCUCUCCAUUUUCAUAUUUCUUACACCUUUUUCAUCCUCUUUCUCUUACCUGUCUCUUUCUCUUACCUGUCUCUAUCGUUUUCAUCAAAUUCUUAA
Molecule: messenger RNA, 543 nt
Organism: Acanthosepion pharaonis
Lineage: Eukaryota; Metazoa; Mollusca; Cephalopoda; Sepiida; Sepiidae
Source: the annotation of a GenBank genome assembly